AUGCUAAGCUUGAUCAAACUACCUCGAGUCUUCACUGUCAACCAAGUGCCAAAGGCAUUCCAUGAGGACAGCAUCAUUUCGGGUUAUCGACACCCUCGUAGUUCAGCCACAGACUGCGUCCUCAGCCUCUUCCAGUUAACCAAUGAGACUCUCAAUGUCUGGACACACUUCUUACCGACAUGGUAUUUCUUAUGGAAGCUGCUGACAGUGGUGUUGAUGAAGGAUGUGUGGAAUGAUGCGUUUACCUGGCCUCUGCUGGUGUUCCUGUUGUCUUGCUGCAUGUACCCGCUGGCUUCCAGCUGUGCCCACACAUUCAGCACCAUGUCAACCACAUCCAGGCACAUCUGCUUCUUCUUCGACUACGGAGCUCUCAGUUUCUACAGCCUGGCGUCAGCCAUCUCGUAUUCUGUGUACGUGACUCCUGACAUUUGGGUCAACAGUACUUUUCAUCAGUACUUCAUCCCCAUAGCUGUGUUUAACACAGUCGUCUGCACUGCGUUAGCCUGCUACUCACGGCUUGGUUUGACAUUUCUACAAUAUAACCAUAACAGCCUAAAGAGAUUUCCAGAAUUCCACAGUCCAAGGCUUGGAAAAACACUGCGCAUUGUUGCCUUUGCUUACCCCUACCUGUUUGACAACAUUCCUCUCUUCUACAGGUUAUUUCUGUGUGCAGGUGAAGGCUGUACUGAUAACCAAGCUAAUACUCUGCACUUCUAUCACACUGGCCUGGCAUUCCUCACGGGAUUUCUGUUCGCCACCCAUCUCCCCGAGAGACUGGCACCAGGACGCUUUGACUAUAUAGGUCACAGCCACCAGCUGUUCCACGUGUGUGCGAUCAUAGGCACUCAUUUCCAGAUGCAAGCCAUAGAGCAGGACAUGGGACUGCGCAGAGACUGGCUGCUCGCUCACGCUCCACCCAUUACCUUCGCCAACACUCUCGGUGCAGGGCUGCUGUGUAUCACCGUUAGCCUUUUCAUCAUCCUCAUCUUCAGUCUGUGCCUGGUGCAUGGCCCCCUCUUAAAGAGCAAACGGAGAACCAGUGUGGGUUUUACCACCGCUGGAGUCAAACAGCAGUCAGAGAAUCACUGA
This is a messenger RNA of Chanos chanos (milkfish), 1089 nucleotides long. It is a transcript of the gene paqr5b, whose product is annotated as progestin and adipoQ receptor family member Vb. Bases 1 to 1089 code for a protein of 362 amino acids. Lineage: Eukaryota; Metazoa; Chordata; Actinopteri; Gonorynchiformes; Chanidae. Gene Ontology annotation, molecular function: signaling receptor activity. The record is from RefSeq and is a predicted model, not a curated record. The transcript has 8 exons. Gene Ontology annotation, cellular component: membrane.